AUGGAAGAACCUAAAGAAUUUGGCACUGAACGUAUCGAGAAGGCCAUUGUGCUUGACGAAACGAUCGAUGUCGCCCUAGACAGGCGUGUAAAUCGUAAAUUCGACACCCAUAUCUUACCUUGGUUAUUCGGAAUUUGGCUCUUCUCAUUCAUAGACCGCAGCAAUAUCGGUAACGCUCGUAUAGCAGGCCUGUCAGACGAGCUAUCUAUCACAACCGGCACGCGGUUCAACAUUGCGCUUCUAGUCUUCUACAUCCCGUAUAUCCUCGUUGAUGUACCUUCGAACCUUCUUGUCAAGCGCCUACGUGCCGGCAUAUACUUACCGGCUCUUAUAACUGCAUGGGGUUUAGUGUGCACAUUCAUGGGCUUCGUCCAGUCUUUCGCCGGGCUGGUCGCAUUCGAGGGUGCAAUAACUGUUGUCUUCGGCAUCAUCUGCUUCUUCUUCAUGCCCGACACGCCUGCGGCAGCAGGUUUUUUAAGCGACGAAGAGAAAGAAUGGGCAUUACGACGCAUGAGACUUGACGCGGGAGGGUCUACUGAAGUCGAUGUGGAAGAUGAGAAGUUUAGCUGGUAUUGGGUAAGGAUGGCACUGAAAGCCCCACAGACCUAUCUUUCUGCUUUCAUCUGGUUCUUUUUAUUGGUACCGCUAUACAGUUUUUCAUUGUUCCUACCUAGCAUCAUCGCAGGAAUGGGCUAUCGAAGCACUACUGCGCAGCUUUUCACGGUGCCCCCCAACAUGGCUGCCUUCAUCACCGUCAUUGGCACGGCGUAUGCCUCGGACAAACUAAAGAACCGGGGCUACUUUAUCAUCGGAGGAUGCGUUUUGGGAAUAUGCGGUUACGUGAUGUUGAUAGUAGCGACGACCAAUGCCGUACGAUAUGCCGGCACGUUCCUAGUUGCCAUCGGUGUCUUCCAAGGCUCACCCAUGCUCAUGGUAAGCUUGAUCUGA
Molecule: messenger RNA, 948 nt
Organism: Alternaria postmessia
Lineage: Eukaryota; Fungi; Ascomycota; Dothideomycetes; Pleosporales; Pleosporaceae
Exons: 4
Coding region: 1-948 (315 amino acids)
Biological process (GO): transmembrane transport
Cellular component (GO): membrane
Molecular function (GO): transmembrane transporter activity
Source: RefSeq, a predicted model, not a curated record